AAAGCACGAAAUACGUAAAAUACUGUUUUCAAUUUUUUUUUUUCUUGUAAUCCAAGUUGACUUCUGAUAUUAUUAGAAUAAUUAAUUGUCUAAUUGUUUAUUAUGCUAUGAUCCCAAAGGGUAUUUCAGUUACCUCGCGCUGGGUAUCGCGUCUUCCCCCCUUCGCGCGCCGUGCUCUUCAAGUGGAUCAAAUGGAAUUUGAUUCUGCGCUUUCACAAAUGUACUCCCUUUGUAUCAAGCCAACAUUAGUUUGCAAGAUGAGUAAGGCUCGAAAAAUGACCAAAAACCAUUAUUAUAGAGAUGAUCCUGCCUUUUUGGUGAUACAGCUUCUGUUUAUUUUGCUAACAACCUGUGCGUACGGGGCCACAUUUGCUGAAUCCCUUUCACAAGUUAUUGGCUGCUUUUUAUACGAGAUAUUUGUGGUCUAUUACUUGUGUGGAGUACUCUUUGCAUCCCUUAUUUGGAUCACUGUAAACCGCUUUUUAGUCGAUCCAAGUCAGAUCAGCGAAGCUUCUCGAGAGACGGAAUGGCAAUAUUCUUUUGACGUGCAUUGUAACGGUUAUUUUAUUUACUUUAUAUGGACAAAGGUAGUCCAAUUCCUCCUUUUACCAGUUUUGUACUCUGAUCGUUUCUUUAUAUCACAAAUUCUUUCAAAUAGUCUAUAUCUUUUGGGGGCGGCUUUGUACUUUUACAUUGUAUUUCUGGGAUAUUUGGAGUUCCCCAUGCUUAUACAGCAACAGCGACUCAUGUAUCCUGUUCUGGUGCUAAUACUGCUCAUAGUUAUUAUUACCCUUUUCUCGCACACAAACUUGGCCAUGUGGAGUAUAGAUUUUUAUUGGCUACCAGCUGGAAAGGGCAAUUGA
Molecule: messenger RNA, 863 nt
Organism: Phytomonas sp. Hart1
Lineage: Eukaryota; Euglenozoa; Kinetoplastea; Trypanosomatida; Trypanosomatidae
Source: the annotation of a GenBank genome assembly